Molecule: messenger RNA, 1748 nt
Organism: Musca domestica (house fly)
Lineage: Eukaryota; Metazoa; Arthropoda; Insecta; Diptera; Muscidae
Gene: CAHbeta
Product: beta carbonic anhydrase 1
Exons: 5
Coding region: 539-1306 (255 amino acids)
Molecular function (GO): carbonate dehydratase activity; zinc ion binding
Source: RefSeq, a predicted model, not a curated record
GCUCCAACUGAUUUAGUUCCAUCGAAUGGGGAGAAGUGGUCGCAACGGCGCUUGUUUAAUCACGAAUUCUAGUCAGCUACAAAGGCGCGCGCGUUUUUUCUUAUUAUCAAUAAUAAAAUUUUUAUAUUUUUUACAUGUAAAUAAUAAUAAACAACAGCAAUUAACGCAACAAUCAUAACCAAAGUGAAGUGGGAGGCCGGUCGUCGUUCGUCUACCCAUCACAGAAGUGCGAAAAGGGCGUUUUAUUGCAAAUUAGAGGAGAAAAAAAAAAACAAAACAAAUAAAUAUUCGAGACGCUCGCAUAUUGAUGGCUAUUUAUUAACAAACAAUAGAAAAAACAGCAAAGAAACAAACACUUAACUAGGAAAGUGAAAAUCGCAACAACACACAUUUCAUAGUUUUCUGGUGUUUUUUUUUUUGGACAACUGGCAAGUCAAAGUGAACGACCCCGUCGACCGGACCACAUUUGUAGGUGAACAAAACAACAAAAAGUGAUAGUGACUUAAUAUAGGUAAACAACAAACAAAGAAGCAACAGUAUGGAGCGUAUUUUAAGAGGUAUCAUGCGUUAUCGCAAUACAACACGUGAGCAAAUGGUGCGAGAAUUUCAAAAAGUUCGCGAUAACCCAGAGCCCAAAGCAGUUUUCUUCACCUGUAUGGACAGUCGUAUGAUUCCCACCAGAUAUACGGAUACUCAUGUCGGUGAUAUGUUUGUGGUACGUAAUGCUGGUAAUUUAAUACCACAUGCCCAGCACUUUCAAGAUGAGCACUACAGCUGUGAACCGGCUGCCCUGGAAUUGGGUUGUGUGGUCAAUGAUAUACGUCACAUAAUUGUGUGUGGCCAUAGUGAUUGUAAGGCAAUGAAUUUGCUAUAUGAGUUGAGAGAUCCUGAAUUUGCUUCCAAGCGCAAUCGUCGUCUAUCGCCUUUAAGGGCUUGGCUAUGUACACAUGCCAACACAAGUCUUAACCGUUUCAUGGAAUGGAAAGAGGCUGGCAUGCAGGACCCUUUAAUAUUCUCCUCAGAAACACCGCUGCGUCGCUUUGUCGCCUACAUUGAUCCAGAGAAUAAAUUUGCCAUUGAAGACAAACUUUCGCAAAUUAAUACAUUGGAGCAAAUGUCCAAUAUCGCCUCGUAUGGCUUCUUAAAACCACGCCUGGAAUCACAUGAUUUACACAUACAUGCCUUGUGGUUUGAUAUCUACACGGGUGACAUUUAUUUCUUUAGUCGUGGCGCCAAACGUUUUAUAACCGUCGACGAGGAUAGUGUGGAAAAGUUAACCGAUGAAGUUCGAAGAUUUUAUUCCUAAGGAAAAGGAGGGAUAAUGAAUUAUGGGAAAUUAACAAUUUGAGACCAGUCAUGCAUUUAACUGUGAUAUUGAUACAGGUCUGAAGUUCACUUCUAGAGUUGAAAAUUGGAUCAAAGGAAAAGAAAAUGGUUUCAAUUGCCUUCUAUGAGGAUUUCUUGAAUAUUCCAUAGGCCUGUGUUAACCACCUGUUAACAAUUUAACAAUGAAAUACCACUUUUUAGGGAUUUGAUUCUUAUUAAUGUUUAAAUAGUAAUAAUAAACUAAAUAUACAAACAUAUAUUUAUCCGAAUAUAUAGAUACAUAUUUUUUAAAAUGUUUGUAUUUUGCUAGUAAAAGUAAGGUGUAAAAUAAUAAUGUAACAAUCAUCUGAAAAAACAAUUAAAAAUUGUGUGUUCGUAAUAUUAAUCUAUGUAUGCUAAAUAAAAUAUACAAUCUAAAUGUA